Elephantulus edwardii (Cape elephant shrew) is the source of this 3192-nucleotide messenger RNA. It is a transcript of the gene TBC1D15, whose product is annotated as TBC1 domain family, member 15. The record is from RefSeq and is a predicted model, not a curated record. The coding region runs from base 13 to 2085 and encodes 690 amino acids. NCBI's taxonomy places the organism in Eukaryota, Metazoa, Chordata, Mammalia, Macroscelidea, Macroscelididae. Gene Ontology annotation, molecular function: GTPase activator activity. Gene Ontology annotation, biological process: activation of GTPase activity. The transcript has 18 exons.
CGCGUAGGAAAUAUGGCGGCUGCUGGUGUAGUGAGCGGGAAGAUUAUAUAUGAGCAAGAAGGAGUAUAUAUUCACUCAUCUUCUGGAAAAACCAAUGACCAUGACAGCUUGAUUUCAGGAAUAUUACGUGUUUUAGAAAAGGAUUCUGAGGUAAUAGUGGACUGGAAACCAUUGGAUGAUGCAUUAGAUUCUUCUAGUAUUCUUUAUGCUGGAAAGGACUCCAGUUCAGUUGUCGAAUGGACCCAGGCACCAAAAGAAAAAGCUCGAGGAUUGGAACAUUUGAACAGUUACGAAGCAGAGUGGGACAUGGUUAAUGCCGUUUCAUUUAAAAAGAAACGACAUACCAGUGGAGAUGCUCCAAGUCAUAGAAAUGGGAAAAGCCAGUGGUCAUUCCUGUUCAGUUUGACAGACCUGAAAUCAAUCAAGCAAAACAAAGAGGGUAUGGGCUGGUCGUAUUUGAUAUUCUGUCUAAAGGAUGACGUCGUUCUCCCUGCUCUGCACUUUCAUCAAGGAGAUAGCAAACUGCUGAUUGACUCUCUUGAAAAAUAUGUGGUAUUGUGUGACUCUCCACAAGAUAAAAGGACACUUCUUGUGAAUUGUCAGAAUAAGAGUCUUUCACAGUCUUUUGAAAAUCUUCUUGAUGAACCAGCAUAUGGUUUAAUACAAGCAGGACUGCUAGACAGAAGAAACCUGUUGUGGGUCAUUCACCACUGGAAAAAAAUUAAAAAGGAUCCUUAUACAGCCACUAUGGUAGGAUUUUCAAAAGUCACAAACUACAUUUUUGAUAGUUUGAGAGGCAGUGAUACCUCUACUCACCAACGACCGCCUUCAGAAAUGGCUGAUUUUCUUAGUGACGCUAUUCCAGGUCUAAGAAUAAAUCAACAAGAAGAACCAGGAUUUGAAGUAAUCACAAAAAUUGAUUUGGGAGAGCGACCUGUUGUUCAAAGAAGAGAGCCAAUAUCACUGGAAGAAUGGACUAAGAAUAUGGACGCUGAAGGAAGAAUUUUAAAUGUGGAUAACAUGAAACACAUGAUAUUCAGAGGGGGACUUAGCCAUGCAUUGAGAAAAGAAGCGUGGAAAUUUCUUCUGGGCUAUUUUCCUUGGUAUAGUACCAAGGAGGAAAGAACUCAGUUACAAAAACAGAAAACUGAUGAAUAUUUCAGGAUGAAACUACAGUGGAAAUCUGUCAGUGAGGAACAAGAAAAGAGAAAUUCAAGAUUAAGAGAUUAUAGAAGUCUUAUUGAAAAAGAUGUUAACAGAACAGAUCGAACAAAUAAGUUUUAUGAAGGCCAAGAUAAUCCAGGGUUGAUUUUACUUCAUGACAUUUUGAUGACCUACUGUAUGUAUGAUUUUGAUUUAGGAUAUGUGCAAGGAAUGAGUGACUUACUUUCCCCUCUUUUAUAUGUGAUGGAAAAUGAAGUGGAUGCCUUUUGGUGCUUUGCAUCAUACAUGGACCAGAUGCAUCAAAAUUUUGAAGAGCAAAUGCAAGGCAUGAAAAUUCAACUAAUUCAGCUAAGUACUUUACUUCGAUUGUUGGACAGUGGAUUUUGCAGCUACUUAGAAUCUCAGGACUCUGGAUAUCUUUAUUUUUGCUUCAGAUGGCUUUUAAUCAGAUUUAAAAGGGAAUUUAGUUUUCUAGAUAUUCUUCGAUUAUGGGAGGUCAUGUGGACUGAACUACCAUGUAAAAAUUUUCAUCUUCUUCUCUGUUGUGCUAUUCUGGAAUCAGAAAAACAUCAAAUAAUGGAAAAGCAUUAUGGCUUUAAUGAAAUACUUAAGCAUAUCAAUGAAUUGUCCAUGAAAAUUGAUGUGGAAGAUAUACUGUGCAAAGCAGAAGCAAUUUCUCUACAGAUGGUAAAAUGCAAGGAAUUGCCACAAGCAGUUUGUGAGAUCCUGGGGCUUCAGGAGAGUGAAGUGUCAACGCCAGAUUCAGACACGGGUGAAGAUGAGAAUACUGUCAUAACUGGUUGUACACCAUCUGCAUUUCACAGUAACUCCUUGCUUGGCUAUGCUGCCAGAGGAUCUAGAGAGGAUAGCCCAGCACAGAUGUCAGUAUCUCCAGAUGUCAGCAGAUUAACACCUGCAUGAUCAUUUAUCUUAAUAUUUGAAGAGACACUUUGCUUUACCUUUUUGCAAUUACUUGAAAGAUGGAUAUUUAAAAUCUUGGUAUUGAUCAUGCUUUAAGGUUUAUGGAAAGAAAGUGUACUGUGAUGUUCUUGCAUUAAAGCUUUACAAAGAUUUAAACUAAUUAUUUUUGUAUUUACUUCUACCAAAUAGCCUUUCCUUUUCAGUAACAUUCCUUAAUAUUUUUAUAGCCAAGUACAUUUUAUUUUCUUGCUGAUGAACUGGAAUUGGAUAAUAUUAUAAGUGAAUGCGUUGGAAAUUAUGCACUUUGAAAGCAUUCACUUUGUUUACUCUUAAGCUUACUGGGUUUUGGAUUUGAUUGAAUAUUGAGGCUUUCUACAGCUUUCUAAGCUAAGAAGUACAUUGCUACCUGGCGACAAAGUAAAGAAAUAAAAGGAAUUGUUUUUCUCUAUUGUUUACAAAAAUACUCAGCUUAAAUAUUCUGGUUGGAUGUGACUUUAAAUGACUUAAAUUGGACAUUUUCAUCAAAACAGUAUAAUUUCUAGAUAGAAUUAUUUCAACUCCAAGUGGAUUGGUGACAUAUAUUUUACAUUGAACUUUCCUUCACUUGUAUAUAAAGAUUAUAAAUAACUACUUAUUUAUGACUAUAAGAAAGGAUAGGCAUAUUUUCUUUAAUGGAAUAAACUUGACUAUUGAUUUCUACAAUCUGAUUUGACAAAAUUAAUACAUAGCUUCAAUAUGAGAUCUUUUCAAAACUAUUUUCUUACCCAAACAUUUAUUUCAGGAGGCUACAUCCAACCCUGUACCUGGUGUAAUUUUAAAACUAAUUGCUUUUAACUUUACUAAUAAUGUUUAUUCUAUUUCCUAAUAAUGCAUUAACUGAUUAAUCAGGCCUUUAAAUUUUUAUAAAAUAUUCUUUGAAAAAUACUUAUGUCAAAAAUUUUAAGACUUUACAAGUUCAAAUAAUACUUGUUUUGUAUAUGAAUAAAACUGUUGUUUUUACCAUGCAAUGUUGCAUGAUUUUAAGUUAUGUGGAAUUAACCUGAUUCCAUUUUAAUUGUGUCUUAUUAACUCUGUAUAUAUCAUUAAAAUAAAUUUAAAGUUGAAAUG